Williopsis jadinii is the source of this 1224-nucleotide messenger RNA. RefSeq names its product DnaJ-domain-containing protein. The transcript has a single exon. The annotation marks the transcript as partial. Gene Ontology annotation, molecular function: Hsp70 protein binding. Gene Ontology annotation, cellular component: cytosol; nucleus; cytoplasm. The record is from RefSeq and is a predicted model, not a curated record. Gene Ontology annotation, biological process: protein refolding. NCBI's taxonomy places the organism in Eukaryota, Fungi, Ascomycota, Saccharomycetes, Phaffomycetales, Wickerhamomycetaceae.
AUGGUGAAGUGUAAAAAGUACUAUGAUUUAUUGGGUGUACCGCCAACAGCAACUGAUGUUGAGAUCAAAAGAGCCUACAGGUUGAUGGCUUUAAAAUGGCAUCCUGAUAAGAACAAUCACAGCGAGGAGUCUACCGCAAAGUUUCAAGAGAUAACGAAGGCGUAUGAAAUUUUAUUUGACAAGGAAAAGAGGACUGUCUACGACGAAUAUGGCGAAGAAGGUCUACACGAAUUGGCCAAAAGUGAAAGUCCAACGGCAGAGGAUACAGCUUCCGUGCCAACAUACUCUAUGAAGUCUAAUGACAUCUUUUCACAGUUCUUCGGUGAAGGGUUCUUCCAAAAUACACAUUCAAAAGACAGAAAAGGUCCAAACAUUAACCAUGAACUUUUCUGUACACUGGAAGAGUUAUACAGGGGUAAAAAUACAAGACUCUCUCUGUCCAAGUCCAUCAUAUGUCCAGAAUGUAACGGUCGUGGCGGUACAAAAGUGAAUACAUGCGGUCAUUGUUUUGGUAGAGGCCGUGUAUUGAUUCAAAAACAGGCUGGUCCUAUUGUUCAGCGGUAUGAGAGUACUUGCAUUGCCUGUAACGGUUACGGUAAACUGGUGAUGCAGGAUGGUCUAUGCAAGACCUGUAAUGGAAAUUUAAAAAUCAAUCAGACAAAGAUCCUUCGGCUGAAAGUGCCACCAGGUACGAAAGCUGGUGACACUAUAGUAUUCCACAAUGAAGGAGAUCAAGCGUUUGGUUAUGAUCCUGGCGACGUUGUUGUCACAAUCAAGGAGAAAAAACAUAAUUAUUUUAAGAGAAAAGGUUCAGAUCUAUACCGUACAGUGAAGGUUGAUCUACGUACAGCACUGUGCGGUGGACAUUGUUCUAUACAGCACUUGAAUGGCAAAUGGCUCAAGUUACUUCUUAUUCCAGGUGACAUCGUUGAACAAGAUGGGUUAAAAGUUGUUGAAAACUACGGUAUGCCCAAGAGGAGGGACCCCUCCGUUUUCGGUAACCUCUACGUGAACUUCAUAGUCACUUUUCCAAAGGUUGGUGAGCUUACAAAAGAGAACUUUGAACUGCUGAGUAAAGCACUACCACCUGGUCCAAGUUUAAACAUUCCAGAAGGUGCAGAAGUCGACGAACAAGUUGUCACUGCUUUUGAUCCGUCAACCCAUAGUUAUAAGAAACGGAAAAGAGCCCAUGAUGAAACAAGAUCACGAGGUGGGUCGUCUCCU